Messenger RNA from Oncorhynchus tshawytscha (Chinook salmon), 1577 nucleotides. RefSeq names its product semaphorin-5B-like. The annotation marks the transcript as partial. Gene Ontology annotation, biological process: axon guidance; negative regulation of axon extension involved in axon guidance; semaphorin-plexin signaling pathway. Gene Ontology annotation, molecular function: chemorepellent activity; semaphorin receptor binding. Lineage: Eukaryota; Metazoa; Chordata; Actinopteri; Salmoniformes; Salmonidae. The transcript has 10 exons. The record is from RefSeq and is a predicted model, not a curated record.
GUCCUGUGAGGACCAGUUAGAGGUAUGGUAGGCGUGGUUGGCCCCGUAACCAUGGCGAUGUCUCUGUGGGAGGUUGUGUCCCUUCCUCCCGUUGGUCUACUGCUGCUCCUCUGCCUGCCACUCUGUCUAUGCCAGCAGCCAUUGGUCAACUUUGAGAGUCCGUUCCCACCCCUACUGGAGUGUACCAGGAAAGUUCAUCCCAUCGUCCCAUACAAAGCAUUGAGUCCCUGGAUGUCAGGAUUCUCUCGUCCCGGAGUGAAGGACUUUUCCCAGCUGACCCUUGACCUGACCAGAAACCAGCUGAUUGUGGGAGCUAGAAAUCACCUCUUCAGACUGAGUCUCAGUAAUGCUUCUCUCUUACAGGCAGUAGAAUGGGGACCAGAUGAAGACACCAAGCGGUCCUGUCAGAGCAAAGGAAAGACAGAGGAUGAAUGUCAGAACUACAUCCGGGUCCUGCUCAUCACCGGGAGGCGGAUCUUUACCUGUGGAACCAACGCCUUUACCCCCGUCUGCACCACCCGGCAGAUAGGCAACAUCAGUCGGGUGAUGGACACGGUGAACGGGGUGGCGAGAUGCCCCUACGACCCGCGUCACAACUCCACUGCCAUGGUAACAGAGAAGGGCGAACUCUACGCCGCCACUGUCAUUGACUUCUCGGGUCGUGACCCCGUCAUCUACCGUAGCCUUGGUAACAUGCCGCCGCUGCGAACAGCCCAGUACAACUCCAAAUGGCUCAACGACCCUCACUUUAUCUCAGUCUACGAGGUGGGUCUCUUCACCUAUUUCUUCCUGAGAGAGAACGCAGUCGAACACGACUGCGGUCGCACCGUGUUCUCCCGGGUCGCCCGGGUCUGUAAGAACGACGUGGGCGGUCGCUUCCUAUUGGAGGACACUUGGACUACGUUCAUGAAGGCGCGGUUGAACUGCUCGCGGUCGGGAGAGAUCCCCUUCUACUAUAACGAGCUGCAGAGCACCUUCUAUCUGCCCGAACAGGACCUCAUCUACGGCAUCUUCACCACCAACGUGAACAGCAUCUCUGCGUCGGCUGUGUGUGCUUUCAACCUCAGCGCCAUCACCCAGGCUUUCAACGGACCGUUCCGUUACCAGGAGAACCCUCGUACAAGCUGGCUCUCCACCCCCAACCCCAUCCCCAACUUCCAGUGUGAUACCCUGGAGGAGCGAGGUCCAGGGGAGAACCAGACGGAGCGCAGCCUGCAGGACGCCCAGCGUCUCUUCCUCAUGUCUGACGUGGUGCAGCCCGUCUCCACCGACCCCCUCCUGUACCAGGACAACAUCCGCUUCUCCAAGCUGGUGGUGGACAUCGUGCAGGGCCGAGACACCCUCUACCACGUCAUGUACAUCGGCACUGAAUACGGCACCAUCCUGAAGGCCCUCUCCACGACCAAUAAGAGCAUGCGGGGGUGUUACCUGGAAGAGAUGAGGCUCCUCCCCGAGGGCGAAAGCGAGCCAAUCAAGAGCCUUCAAAUCCUCCACAGCGAUAGGUCGUUGUUUGUGGGGCUUAGCGACAGGGUGCUGAAGAUCCCACUGGAAAGAUGCUCCAGCUACAAAACUGAACG